AUGGACAAUGAGCAGCGUGUCUUCAGAAGGGAGUUAGGGGAUGUUCAGGGGAUUCCCCUUUUCUGGAGCAUUGCUGAAGAGUGGUUUCAAGUAGAAUUGUUUGAGGUCCGACCAAAUUAUAUUCUUAUCUCUACCUAUCCCAAAUCUGAAACGAACUGGAUCAGUGAAAUACUGGAUCUGAUCUUUAACAAUGGGGAUGCAGAGAAAUGUAAACAGGAUGCAAUAUAUAAGCGAGUGCCUUUCAUGGAACUUAUACUUCCUGGAUUCACAAAUGGUGUUGAGCAGUUGAAAAGCAUGCAGUCUCCUUGAUUAGUGAAAACACACCUGCCUGUUCAACUUCUCCCUUCUUCAUUUUGGAAGAAAGACUGUAAGGUAGCGAAUUUUAAAGAGAAAUAAUGCUUAUUUGCGUUGUAAAUUUUUUUACCAAUUAUGGAGAAACACAAGGUGUUUCAGGAGACUGGAAGAAUCAAUUCACUGUAGUCCAGUAUGAGAAAUUUGAAGAAGAUUAUUAAAAAAAAAAAAAAUGAAAGAGUCCACACUAUAGUUUCGAUCAGAAAUCUAAGAAGUAC
Rhinopithecus roxellana (golden snub-nosed monkey) is the source of this 569-nucleotide messenger RNA. Its product is annotated as sulfotransferase 1 family member D1-like. NCBI's taxonomy places the organism in Eukaryota, Metazoa, Chordata, Mammalia, Primates, Cercopithecidae. Gene Ontology annotation, cellular component: cytoplasm. The record is from RefSeq and is a predicted model, not a curated record. The transcript has 4 exons. Gene Ontology annotation, biological process: sulfation. Gene Ontology annotation, molecular function: sulfotransferase activity.